Messenger RNA from Patella vulgata (common limpet), 393 nucleotides. RefSeq lists its product as uncharacterized. The transcript is spliced from 3 exons. Bases 1 to 324 code for a protein of 107 amino acids. NCBI's taxonomy places the organism in Eukaryota, Metazoa, Mollusca, Gastropoda, Patellidae. The record is from RefSeq and is a predicted model, not a curated record.
AUGGCUGUUAUUGUGUUGCUUUGGGCUGCUCUCUUCAGAAAUAUUCCAUCGUUUUGGGUCGGUUUUGAUUAUCAACCAAACAACACCGUAUACAGAGUUAUCCGACAAUGCUGGUUUUGGCAAUGCGCCGUCACCGCUUCCGUAUUACUAUGGCACUGCCGGAUAGGAACAUGGAACGUGACAUUGUUUCUGUCUAAAUUAACUGGUCCACCAAUAGGUUUUACAGCAAUGGGAUUUUUGACUGUGACAAAAGAAGUCAUUUUAACGAUUUUUGGUUUGUAUUUGACUUAUUUUUUUCUGCUGCUGCAGUUUAAGAUCAGCUAGAGUACUACCAUUGGAAAGCUUACCUAUAAAAGAACACCUUUAUCAAUAUAUUAUCCACGUUACAGAUGA